Messenger RNA from Psylliodes chrysocephalus, 9926 nucleotides. The record is from the annotation of a GenBank genome assembly. Lineage: Eukaryota; Metazoa; Arthropoda; Insecta; Coleoptera; Chrysomelidae.
CAUGGAUGUAAAUGCCAUGAACUAAUGUCACGCCCAAAAACAUUAUUAAUAAUUCCAACUCUUUAUAACACAAUCGUUACACUUUAUAAUACGUGUAUUUCCUUUGUAAUAGGAAACUUAUCGAUCCAGCUGUUAUUAACAGCACCGUAUGGCAACUAAAUCUGAAACCUUUAAAUAUUGGCAAGGGCCACCUCCACAUAUGAAACGUCGCACAAUCAGUACUCAUCUUGCGUCGCUACGCGGACAGUUCUGUAGAGACUUAGAAGAAUGGCUGACCAGAACUCGGACGCUGACCGACUAUCAAACCUCCAAAACGCCGACAAAAUAAGCAAUCCGUCUUCAGUUAACGUACGUGCCGAAACUAAUGCGAUCCGACCGAACGGAGCCGUACCGGAACGGUCUCAGGAACAAGUACCGCUUAUCAGAGACAAGCCCAACAACACGAUCCCAUUAAUAUCGCCGAAAAAUUGCCCCAAGGCACAACUGGAAUUGAUAUUCAAUGAGAAAAAUAAAUCUAAGAAACCUAAAAUCAAGAACAACAAUCUGUACGCGAAUCCGAUCAAUUCGGAUAAUUUAGUCUCUGAAAAGCUUCUUAUUUGCAAUAAGGAAGAAGACGAUAGACCAGUAUUACACGUUCAAUUUAACAGUGAUAACCGUAGUGAAAUUUCUGCCAUUAAAAAAACAUCAGCACGAUGUAGCGUAGAUUCCAAUUCUACUUCUUCGUCGUCUAGCGAAUCGCUAGACAUCUCGGAAGCAAGGCCUCCGGAUGGCGGCUGGGGUUGGGUGAUAGUAUUAGCCUCUUUCGUAGUUAAUUUAAUAGCCGACGGCAUAACGUUCAGUUUCGGUGUAAUAUUCGUUGAAUUUUUAAAUUAUUUUGGGGAAAAUCGCGGCACGACGGCAUGGGUGGGGGGUCUUUUUAUGGCGAUGCCGCUGCUGUCCGGCCCUGUGGCAUCGUUCCUCACGGAUCGGUACGGGUGUCGGAAAGUUACGAUAUGCGGCGCUAUUAUGGCGUCGACGGGUUUCAUAAUAAGUUCGACUGCAAACUCAAUGACUGUACUUUGUAUUACGUUUGGGAUUUUGGCCGGUUUCGGUUUGAGUUUAUGUUACGUGGCUUCGGUUGUAAUAGUCGCUUAUUAUUUCGAUAAAAAGCGUUCGUUUGCGACGGGUUUGGCUGUGUGCGGAAGCGGAAUUGGGACUUUUAUUUUUGCUCCUUUGAUACAACUCCUUCUUGACGAAUACGGCUGGCGGGGGACCACUCUAAUUCUGGCCGGGCUUUUUUUGAAUAUGGUGGUUUGCGGCGCUCUAAUGAGGGAUUUGCCUUGGACGUCGGAGAAGCAGAAGAAUUUGGCUAAACAGAGAAAGAAAAAUAGAUAUUUGAAGAGGAAACAAAAGGAAAUGUCGGCUGAUUCGUGUUCGGUUAGUAACAGUACUAACACUGCGAGCGUAUUGCAGCCUAUCAUAGAGCAGAAAGAGGACGAUCAGGAAGAUGUGCGUCGCAGUAGGCUUAGUAGUUCAUUAGUUAAUUUACCGACGUAUGUUAGAAAUGGAGAAAAGGUUCCGUUAGAGGUUUUAGAAUUAUUGACAAGCCACAAACACGUCUAUAACGUAUUGCUAACCAAUUAUCCCAACAUGCUCACGCCUUCACGAAGCUUUAGCGAUUCCGGUAGGCUUCACGAUGGAUUUCUAUUACCGAAACAUGCUGCCACUCAGUCCCAAUUAUUAUCACAGCCAACUAACAAUGCUAGCGUAGAAGAAGAUAGAGAAGAUACCUUGUUGUCGCCAAGAAAAGAUCAUACGUGUACGCCGCCGCCGACUUGUUUACAAAAGAAAUUACCUACAGCGUAUUUACGAGAUUUGAGGAUACAUAGACUUUCUGUUACUUACAGAGGAGCGAUGCUGAACAUCAACAGGUACCGCUUACGAGCUAGUUCUUGUCCAGAUAUAUACAGAAAUUCUAUGACAACGAUCGCAAGAGAAAAAGUUCAAUGGUACGCCGGUCUUUGGGAUUUUUGGGACCUGCUCGUCGAUAUCUUUGAUUUUUCCCAUUUCUCCGAUCCGAAGUUUUUAGUUUUCGCAAUUUCAAAUUUUUUACUUUAUACCUGGUACGAUGUUCCAUAUGUAUACCUUACCGAUAAUGCUAGAAAAAAUGGUUGUUCAGAUAAGGACGCGUCGUUGUUAAUUUCUAUUAUUGGGAUUAUAAAUAUGAUUGGCGAGAUAAUAUUGGGUUGGGCCGGCGACAGACAAUGGGCCAACGCAAGUUUAAUUUACGCUGUAUGCAUGGCCCUUUGUGGAGGUGUAAUGGCCUUAGUACCGCUCAUAAGCAACUACUGGCUUCUGUUAGUCGUUUCAGGUGCUUUUGGAUUCUUCAUAGCUGCCAACUAUUCAUUAACUUGUAUUAUAUUAGUCGAAUUGAUAACACUAGACAGGUUUACGAACGCUUACGGUUUAUUGUUAUUAGUUCAAGGAGUUGCCAAUCUGUUAGGACCACCAUUAGCAGGGUGGAUCUACGACAUAACUGGUACAUACAACAUGUCUUUUUACAUGGCUGGUUUAUUUAUAGCAAUAUCAGGAGUGAUGCUGACGAUCAUACCAAUCUUCAAAUUAUGCAAAAGAAAAGUGUUCAAGCAGGAACAAUCGCAGACGCCCUCUCCCGAAGAAUAAUUAUUUUCCUAUAGUUCUAGAAUAUUCUAAAUUAUUAAUCGAUUAUCGUAGAUAUUUAUAGUUGCAUGGCAGUUCAAUAUAGUGCUAAUGAUUAUUUAACUGCUGUAUAUGGUUUAAAUUAUUUGUUUAAUUAUUGUGAUAUCCAAUUUUAAGAAUAUUUUUUUUAAUCAUUAGUACUAAUGAUCUUUCUUGCAACUGAAAAAACUUUUUUAAAUUCAACGUCCACAAGUGAACUUAAAUGUAGUUUAUAGACCAUUUUGUAAUGUUGAUAAAAUUCUAGUAACGUUGACUGGGAAUCCAAUUAUUUCUUUAAAAACAGUCCUAUUAUCAAAAAUACGUAGUGGUACGUGGAGCUUUGUCAGUAUUUACUAAUAUUUAAAAUUUUGAAGUUUUUACAUAAAUGUACCUAAUCGAAUUUUUACUAACUUUGAUCAAUUAUUAGACAAGUUAAAGUUAUGUAUUACAGUUUUUCAUGUAUAGAACUUUCAAUAGUUUUUUUUAUAGCAUUUUUAGUGAUUUUUUUGGUAAAAUGCUAAAAUCUACACUACAAGGUGUGGCUAAAGGAAGCGAAUUAGUGCUAUAAUAGCUAUUUUUGUAUUAAGAGUGGAAAGUUGCCGCUCGACAAUUUAUCGUAAGCGGCAAACAGCUUUCCGCUCGAAUUACAUGCAAGAUUUCUACGAUCACACGAUAUUACCAAAUUCAAAUUUUACUUCAAGUGAAGUAUAAUAUGUGUAUAUUAUGUUGCCUACUUACGUGCAGUUUGAAAUCGGGGUAAACUAUUUUCAAUAUUUUAAUUAUCGUUUAAAUAUUAUUGUUGAAUAUUAGAUGUUCAACUAAAAUAUUUAGAUUAUCCGACAUUUUGUUUUAAAAUACCGAUAAGCUUUAAUAAUAACUAGGUACUUUUAUUUACUGCAAGCGCCAAAGUUACUAACCAUUAAUGUCACAUUAUGACAAAUCGCGGAAAACGUGAACAUUCCAAUUAGAUUCGAAUGUUUAAAUACCUACUUUAGAUAGUGUUCGUAAAAAAAUCUUACAGGGUUUUCUUUUAAAAUUUUUACCCAAUAUAUACUUUUACCUCUACGAUCCCUACACUGGUUCAUGGGAAUUUCUCAUUGGUCCGGUGACGGUGAUGUCCAGUUAGGUCAAUUUUUGAAAGUAUGUUAAUGAUCUCCAUCUAUUUUGCUUUUACAGCUCUACAUGCUUCCAAUACGCCAUUUUAGUGAUAAUGUAAUUCUGGUUUCACUGACAAUUAAAGUUACUUUUAGUAUUCAUGUAUCGUAAACUAUUCCAAAAAGCGUGCAUAAAAGGUUGCUAGGUAACCGCUUCAAUAAAUAAGAUAAAAAUAUGACAGAUUUUAUUUUAAAUUGUCAAAUUAAUGAAAUUGUUUACAAGUUUCCCUAAAUCAAGUAACAUAAACAGAAAAAUUAUCCUAAUAUUUAAAUUAAAUGUCAAAUGACAUUUACCUACUCGAUAAAAUGCAUGGAAAUUAUUAAUUUGCAUUUUUCAAUUAAAAUAAUUGUAGUUAUUACUAGUAUUACUAUUGUAAUUGAAUUACGCAUUCGUACGUUAAGGCCACUCCGCUGCGCGUCGUGGCCUUAAACUCGUUGCUCAUGCUUUAAAGGCUCGAUUAUGCAUUAGUGUCAUAAUAUACUAUUUUAUGACCUGUAAACAAUAUUUAGAAAAAAACUUAAAACAUUAAAAACGUAUAUAUGUCAAAUUUAUUGAUGUUUUUGUCAAAAGUUUGGUUAGAAUUAAAUGUCAGUGGAACCAAAAUGACAUCACGCUAAACUGGCGUAUUAGACAAUCUAAUGUCCUGACAGAAUGGACAAAAAUGGCCGAUGCUUGUCAAAAACAACAAAUAAGUUUGUUGACCUGACUAUGACAUGACUUCAUUACUAUUUGAUUGUUAUUGGAAAUCGUACAAUUCAUAUAUUCCUAAUAAAUAUGUUAUGCAAUUUUUUAACUAAAUACACCGAAAAAAAACUCUAAAAAUAAUGCAAAUUUAGACUAAAAAACCUCACUAGAAGUAUUUUUUGUCGAGAAAAGCACACCCUUUGGUUGUUUUUGCCAAGAGUAUUUAAAGUCACGUGAUUUUGAUUGUCUAAUUAGGCACUCCAACGACCUGUUAAAAUAUUGAGCGUGGGUAAUGACAUGUUAUGAUAUGGCAACCCUAUGUGGGCCUGUUGUCUUUGACAGGGUUAUUGUCACAUAUACAGAGUGUCCUAAAAAAGUAGGCAAUCCAUUAACCAUAGAUUCCUUAGGUCAGUGUAUUAUUAUUUUUUUAGAUUGGUGCCAUAUCAUGUUCAAUAUACAGGGUGACCAAGGUAAUUUUAAAAAAUACGUUUUUCUUUAUAUUUUCAUCGUUUUAUUAAGUAGAUGGCUCAAAAUUGGUACCCCGGGGUUUUUUGGGUUGAAAAAUCAUAAUUUGAGCCUAUAUAUCACCUACCUCAUAGUUGCAAGUCACCCUGUAUAUUGAACAUGAUGGCCCCAUUUAAUAAAAAUAAUAAUAGAGGUUUCUUACACUGACCUUAGGAAUCUAUGGUUAACGAAUUGUCCUACUUUUUUGGGACACCCUGUAUAUUUUUGCGAGCUGCCAUAUUGCCUCGCAAGUGCUCAUUAAUCAGAAUCGGUUUAGCAAAAAUGUGUUUUAAAACCAAGUUUCAGCCUUUGAAUAUAGUACAUUUUUACUUCAAGGAUAAGGUUAUGUUUAUUUUAAAAAACAUGGAUGAUCAAUCUAUAUAACAAUAUAUAUAUUUCCUAAUAUAUGCUCAGGACUUCAGGACGUGAUAACUCGUCCAAAAAUAUGAAAAAACGUUUCUAUUAACUUACCCUCUAAAAUGCACCAUUUUUGAGAUACAGGGUGUUGAAAUUGAAAAAAAAUUUCUUCGCCACUGGAAAAAGUACGGUUUUGAGACGCCUAUUUGAACCGCCAAUGUUUUCUACACAAAAAAGGUACUCUUGGUCAUACGCUCUAAAGUCGACCGUUUUCGGGAAAAGUCCAAUUAUAAUGUUGAAAUACAUGGUCAAAGCUACUUGAUGAAACAAAAUUACUUGCUUAAUUCUGAGGGUCAAAAUAGCUAUUUGUGUAUUAAGAGCGAAAAAUGAUACGACAAUCUGUCUAAAGCGGAAGAAGGAACAAAUUUUUUACUCAAAAUGAAGACAAUAUUUUUUCUACGAUCACAAUUUUUUAAGAAAUAGAUAUAAAAACUAAAAAUUUGUCGUAAAUAGUGUAUAAUGUGUUGCCUAUAUCUACGUUAAUCGUGAAAAAAACAGUUGAUCUCUAAAGUCUAUGUUAACUUGGAUAAUAUAACAAAAAAAAAUUACGUACAAAUGCUUUGAAAAUCAUUAAAAAGAAAUAUUAUAUUAUGUCUAUUCCUUUACAUCGAAAGUGUAGCAUUAAGUUACAAAACUUCUGAAAAUAUCGUUCCAUCCAUGCAAUUUUUUAUAAAUGGAAUAAUAUUUUCAGAAGUGGCGUAGCUCAGUGCUACACUUUUGAUGCGAAGGAAAAUAUAUGUUAUAGCUAAAGCUAUCACAAUGUCAGUUCGCGAAAAACGUCAACUUUGCGGUUGGAUUUCGAAGCGCAAAAGCCUACUCACACACAUUUGAUAAAUAAUCCACAGCAAGGUUUUUUUCAAUAAAAACGUGGAUCGUUUUUUAAUGCCGAUUAUAUAAAUAAAAGCAUAAUGAGGUAAAUAUUUUGAUUUAAAAGUUGGUUUUUGUACAGUUGUCAGUGUCUUCUGGCCCACUCCGCAUAGUUUGUCUGCAGAAUGAUCACUCCGCUUUUUUCCAGCCAUACCUCGUAGAUUAUUAUGUAACUCAUGUAACUGCAUCGUAAUUUGAUGCUGUAAUGCGUGCAAUUUCCAAAUUCUAGUAAAAUAUUAAUAGUACAUUUACGGCUUAUUUUAGCAUAGAAAACGGAUUUAAGGAAGUUCUAAACCUGAAAUUCUUAUAUUUGCAUUGCUCCAUUGUUUACAUUUUCGAAUUGUAUUUCUAAUUAAUGAAAAUCAUAUACGUAUUCAUCAUCUAUAUUGGAAGUAUAAUAUUUAUUGGCAAUUUAGAAAAAUUAAUUACUGCACAAAUUAGUUUUAAUUGUUACUAGAUAAGAGUUCAAAGUGGGCAAAAGACUUGGACGAUAUUUCGUUAAAUCGUACCUAGGUAUAUUGUGAUUUGAAACAAUACGUAUAUGGUUAAAAUGGAGUUGUAAAGCUUCUAUGGCAAUAAAUAGAAGAGAAGAUGAUAAUAUGGAACCCCGCUUUGUUUUUCUUAAACAGACGGAAAUAAUUUUUUGACUAUUGAUGAUUUUUUUUGGAUAGGAUUUAGAUAAAAUUAGCUUGAAUAAAUGUCCCAACAAAUAUUUUGUUCUGGCAAGUUAAUGGCAUUUAAACUUACGUACGUUAUUUCAAGUAGUGGCCUUUCGGUAAGAGUCUCAACACGCGGCAGAAGUUCGUCGUCACUACCAGCAAUAAGCAGUAAAAUGCUUGCACAUUAUAUUAAUGUUAACUAUCCUUCAAUAGAUUUGCAUAAGGCUCGUAACUUUACCAAGCAUAAGUAGUGAAAGGCCUGCGUAUGGCCAGCAGUUUUCCAUACUAUUAAUGUUAACUUCCUAUCAAAGAGGAUAAGGAUCUUAUAAAAAUGACGCCGAGCUUUUAAAUAUUAUAAAUUAACAUGUAAAAGUAAAAAAUUACAAUGAAUACUGAAUAGUGAAUACCAGCAAUGUGAGACUGGCCGCAUAGUACAUGUCCACUCGUUGAGUAUGCAGCAAGGGAUCAUCGCUCUCCAUCUAUAAAUGCUAGGCGGAGCCUGCUGGAGUUAAAAGCCUAUUAACUUUUACCAGGCUUUUACAGUUAAAUGUGGGAAACCGCUAAAAGGCCGUCAACGGCCCAUCAAAUAACCCAUGCAACAUUAUGUCGUCAUUAGGACGUGAUUUUUUGGUGCGCGUUACGUCAUUUGAUGACGUGAAAAUAACGUUAUGGUAACGUGAGAAUGUCACAGCGAAAAAACGUCAUUCCAUAUCGUCAUUUUGACGAAUCGAUAUCACGUUAAAGUAACGUGUAUAUCGGGUGUCCUAGGCUCGGCAAAUUGACGUCAUUAUCACGAAUCUACCUUAAGUCAAAGUCUAUAUUGGGUGUCCCAAGGUUGGAUGGAAUUAUUAAAAAUACGAAGCAGGUGAAAGUUAUUUAUUUAAUCCAAAAAACACAUGAAAAAUAUAUUAUAAAAAAUAAAUUACACUGGUAAAUAAAAAAGUCAUGAGCAAAAAACCAAACGGAAUAAAAUGACAAAAAAAAUAUUAGAAGAACUGACACAACAUACCUAAAAAUUGGAGAUUUGGUUUUAAAUUGGGGGUGGGCGAACAUGCUUUCCGAUUUCAUCAUCUUUAGUAUCAUCGAAUGACAGCUUUCUAGUUGGAACCUGUUUUCUUUUAGUAGGUACUUUAUCAGCCUCGGAAUGUAGAUCCAAGGAAACUUCGACUUUUUUUAAUUUGGUACAUCACUUAUCAUUAUCAUCUAAAUUAAAAGAACUAUUAAAAUAUAGACCACUGAAAAUUCUUAAAGAUAGAAAGUAAAUUGUGUAUCUAAUUGUAAAAUCUUCACCAGAGAUUGAGGUAGUAGCCCCAAAAACUACCUUCUCAGAGGUAUACAUAUAGUCAUGAGUUUAUAAUAAAAGUUAAUUAAAAAAAAAGAUAUGUUCUGUGAGAUGAUAAAAGGUAUCUAAAUCAAGUGACCCCCUAAAAAUCUUUUAUUUUAAAAUAAACUGUUAAAAAAUACCCUAAAAGAACUCAUAAUAAAAAAAUAAAAGUAUAACAUUACUCACCAGUCUUAUAUUAUAUUUCUUUAUAUAUUUCUUUAUAAAGGUGGCCAAAAGACUUGUUUUUUACGCAGCGUCAGCCAUAUUCUGCUCACCUCACAACCGCCAGACCGUCAUCAUCCGGUUUUUCAAACUCAACAAUGCAAUACAUCUGUUAAAUAUCAAAUUCGGUUUAAUAUACUUUAUUAUUUUGUCACAUUAAAUUUUUUACCUUUUUUCUAAAACAUCUUAUCAAACAGAAAACAACAAUGACAAUUGACAGUAUGACAUUGCCAGAAAUAUACGAAAAAAUAACGUAAUUAUGACGAAUUCUAAGUGACGUCUAUUCAAUGUCAUCAAUGCGACGUCAAAUUCACGUUACUGAUUAGGAUAUUGUAUUUCGGAUAAAUUAAUACUAAAAAAAUACGUCAUAAUGACGGGUCUGUAUUUACGUCUAUUUAACGUUAUAAAAACGACGUCAAAGUAACGUCAUUAGUUGGGAUAGUGACGUUUCUGACGAGUAAACCCAAAAAAAUCACGUCAUAAUGACGGCACCUUUCUGCUUGGGAAUUAACGUUUAGAGACAGUUAAAUACAAAUAUCAAACGAGCCAUAAUGAUUUCGCAGUUGCAUGUGGGAAACUGUUAAAAAUCCGUCAACGACCCAUCGAAUAAUUAAAGUUAAAAGGUUACAAAUUUCAAAUGGGCCAUAACGAUUUUACAGUUGAAUGUGAAAAACAGCUAACAAACCAUCAACGGUUCAUUGAAUAAUUAAAGUUAACGGGCAGUUAAUUACAUUUUUCAAAAGGACCAUAACAAGUUUACCGUUACAUGUUACAAGUUACUUUGGUACUGCGCAUGGUUAUAUUGAAAAACGUCAAAUUAAAACGUAAUAUAGAUCAUUUAAAAUUAAAGUUUAUAUUAAAAUAAAAAGCAUUUAUUUUUAAAUAAACAUAAACAAAACAAACAUAUACAAAACACGAAAGAUUAUCUAUGUGCUAGUGAUAUUUAAAAGAAUAAAGAAACUCCAAAUUCAUCAGUAUAAAAGUUUUUUGAUUAAAAAUUGAAGAUGCUACUCACUGAUAGUGUACUAGUUUUGGCUAACUUGCUAUCAUUAGCUCUGUUAUACAAAAAUUCGCAAAUAUAACAGGAUUACCUACAUUUUAUUACAAUUAAUAAUAUAUAACGAAAUUAAAUGACAAUAUUCAUCAUAUUUAGAAAAAUAAUAUUAAAGGGUUCCAUAUUACCACCUUCUCUACUAUCCACAUUUUGACUAUUUUUUGAUCUUCCAAUUUGAAAUACUCAAUAGGGUAGGUACGUAGUAUCUAAUUAGCAGAAAUAAUUACUGAUAAAUAUUUAAUGAUAAAUUAUUUAAAAUCCCAGAUUUUACCAAGUACUAUAGAUAGUUCUAAAUCCAACGUGCAGAUUUGUGACUUAUUUUUUAUGGCUCAAUUUGUUAUUAAACGCUACGUUCAGACUGGGG